Prunus armeniaca (apricot) is the source of this 2268-nucleotide messenger RNA. The record is from the annotation of a GenBank genome assembly. NCBI's taxonomy places the organism in Eukaryota, Viridiplantae, Streptophyta, Magnoliopsida, Rosales, Rosaceae.
AUGACAAGCGGCUUCGUCGUCGACGAUGGAGUGCCUGAAGCAAAGUUGCCUGGGAGGCUUCAGUCAGACAUUGAUGUAACUGGAGAUGAUGAAGUGAACGACUGCCCCAUUGAGGAAGUUAGGCUAACUGUUCCAAUCACUGAUGACCCAUCACAACCAACCUUGACAUUUCGUACAUGGGUUCUUGGGAUUUUAUCGUGCGCAGUUCUUGCCUUCGUUAACAAGUUUUUUGGGUACCGCACGAAUCAGCUGUCUGUUUCUUCAGUCUCGGCGCAGAUUGUUGUCCUCCCUCUAGGGAAGUUGAUGGCUGCAACCCUGCCAACAAGAAAAUUCCGAGUGCCAUUUACAAAAUUGUCGUUUUCAAUGAAUCCGGGGCCUUUCAAUUUGAAGGAACAUGUGUUGAUCACCAUUUUCGCCAACUCCGGAGCAGGCGGUGUUUAUGCAGUUCACAUUAUCACAAUUGUUAAGGCUUUCUACAAAAGGGGUCAGCAUCCGGCGGCCGCCUUCUUGUUAGCACAAACCACUCAGUUGCUUGGGUAUGGAUGGGCUGGCAUUUUCAGAAAAUACCUUGUUGACUCCCCUUACAUGUGGUGGCCUUCAAAUCUGGUUCAGGUCUCUCUUUUCAGGGCAUUGCAUGAAAAGGAAAAGAGACCAAAGGGAGGCCUUACUAGGCUGCAGUUCUUCCUUGUAGUUUUCAUAAGCAGCUUUGCUUACUACAUAAUUCCUGGUUAUCUCUUCCCCACCAUAUCUGCUUUCUCCAUUGUUUGUUUCAUAUGGAAAAACUCCAUCACAGCCCAACAGAUUGGCUCUGGAAUGAAUGGCCUUGGCAUUGGCUCCUUUGGCUUGGAUUGGUCCACCAUUGCUGGCUUCUUAGGCAGCCCUCUAGCCACACCUGGAUUUGCCAUCAUAAACAUGUUGAUUGGUUUUGUCUUGAUUCUCUACAUUCUUACCCCCAUUUCUUAUUGGUCCAAUGCAUAUGAUGCUAAGAAGUUCCCAAUCUUUACCUCCCACACUUUCGCCUCCACGGGCAAGACCUACGAAAUCUCCCGAAUUCUGAAUGCAACGACUUUCAACAUUGAUCUGAACGCCUAUAACAGUUACAGUAAACUCUAUCUGAGUACCUUCUUUGCCUUCAAUUAUGGGUUGAGCUUUGCCACUCUAACAGCCACUAUUUCACAUGUUGCACUCUUCCAUGGAAAAUCAAUCUGGGAUAUGUGGAAGAAGACGACUAGUGCCGUGAAAGACCAGAUUGGAGAUAUCCACACAAGGCUAAUGAAGAAGAACUAUGAAGCAGUGCCCCAAUGGUGGUUUCACAUCAUCCUUGUUUUAAUGGUUGCUCUUUCAGUCUUUACUUGUGAAGGUUUUGGCAAACAGCUCCAACUUCCAUGGUGGGGAGUUUUAAUGGCUUGUGGAAUUGCACUAUUUUUCACCUUACCCAUCGGCAUUAUUCAAGCCACAACGAACCAGCAACCAGGGCUUAAUGUGAUUACAGAGUUAGUUAUUGGGUAUAUUUACCCAGGGAGGCCUCUGGCUAAUGUGUCUUUCAAGACCUACGGAUACAUCAGCAUGUCACAAGCACUCACAUUUCUUGGUGACUUCAAAUUAGGUCACUAUAUGAAGAUCCCUCCUAAAUCAAUGUUUAUGGCGCAGUUAGUUGGAACAGUAGUGGCCUCAAGUGUGUACUUUGGCACAGCUUGGUGGCUUCUUACUUCUGUUGACCACAUCUGCGAUGUGUCAAAUUUGCCGGAGGGAAGUCCAUGGACAUGUCCUGGUGAUGAUGUGUUCUACAAUGCCUCAAUCAUAUGGGGGGUCAUAGGCCCCUUAAGAAUGUUCACUAGCAAAGGAGUCUACCCAGAGAUGAACUGGUUCUUCCUCAUUGGCUUGCUUGCACCGGUUCCCGGUUGGUUUCUCUCUAAGAAAUUUCCCAACCAAAAAUGGAUCAGGCUCAUAAACAUGCCCAUCAUACUUGGAUCAACAAGUAGUAUGCCCCCAGCUAAAGCAGUACACUACAUAACAUGGUUUGCAGUUGGAAUUUUCUUCAGCUUCUAUGUUUACAAAAGGCACAAGGGGUGGUGGGCUAGGCAUAACUAUAUCCUAUCUGCUGCUUUGGAUGCUGGACUUGCCUUUAUGGGAGUUCUCCUAUAUUUCACUCUUCAAUCCAAUAAUAUAAAUGGCCCAGAAUGGUGGGGUCUGGGAGGUGACCAUUGUCCGUUGGCCAUAUGUCCCACGGCGCCAGGGGUAGUUGCCAAAGGCUGUCCAGUUCAGUGA